Molecule: messenger RNA, 315 nt
Organism: Linum tenue
Lineage: Eukaryota; Viridiplantae; Streptophyta; Magnoliopsida; Malpighiales; Linaceae
Source: the annotation of a GenBank genome assembly
AUGGGAAGAAGAAGCAGCAGCAGCAGCAGCUUUCGGCGGAGCGGAAUCCUCCUGAUCUGCGCAAUCCUGGCGGCGCACCUCGCCAUAUCCACAUCGAAGGCCAUCGACUUCCUCCCGGCCCUCAACUCCCCCGUCGCCGGAUGCAACGGAUCCAUCGCCGAGUGUAUGGCGGCGGGCAGUGUUGGAGACGACAACGGCGACGGCGAGGAGUUCGCGAUGGAGUCGGAGUCAGCCUACAUAGCCACAACGACGAUUGGCGGCGCUCCGUCAAUCUACAUAGCCACGACGACGAUUGGCGGCGCUCCGUCAAUCUAA